Molecule: messenger RNA, 1614 nt
Organism: Pocillopora verrucosa
Lineage: Eukaryota; Metazoa; Cnidaria; Anthozoa; Scleractinia; Pocilloporidae
Product: neuronal acetylcholine receptor subunit alpha-10-like
Biological process (GO): nervous system process; monoatomic ion transmembrane transport; signal transduction
Cellular component (GO): synapse; plasma membrane; neuron projection
Molecular function (GO): transmembrane signaling receptor activity; acetylcholine-gated monoatomic cation-selective channel activity
Source: RefSeq, a predicted model, not a curated record
AUGAGAAUAGACGACGACGACGAACAGCGGUUGUUGAAAUACUUGUUUACCAACUACAAUCCACAAUUGCGGCCUGUCGAGAACAAGUCAGACCGCGUCACUGUCACCUUUGGCAUUUCUCUUCACCAGAUCAUUAAUGUAGACGAGAAGAAUCAGCUCUUGCAGACCAGUGUAUGGGUCAGACAGGUUUGGAACAAUCCUUUCCUUGUUUGGAACCAAACAGACUUUGGUGGAAUAAAAUCCGUCAAUGUUCACUCUUCACAGGUCUGGAUACCAGACAUCUACCUAUACAAUAACGCUGACCACGAACGUGAGGGUGGAAUGGAUCAGUUUCAUACACAGAUAGUAAUCAACUCAACUGGUUGGAACAUGUGGCUAACACCUGUGAUCCUGUACAGCUCUUGUAAGAUGGACGUCAAGUAUUUCCCUUUCGAUACCCAGGCUUGUGAUCUGAAAUUCGGUUCCUGGACGUACGAUGGUUUUCGUGUGGACAUGGUACCAGAGGCACUCCUUGCAGACACGACAAAGUUUGUCAGCAACGGCGAAUGGGAACUCAUCUCGUUUCCAGCAAAGAGGAAUGUAAUCUAUUACGUUUGUUGUCCAGAGCCCUACCCGGAUGUUACUUACACCCUGAGAAUACAGAGAUUGGCUUUGUUUUAUUACAUGAAUCUGAUCAUACCAUGUCUGCUGAUAACAGUGUUGACAGUAACGGCUUUCUACCUUCCCCCUGAUUCUGGUGAACGUAUCACGUUGGUGAUCACAAAUCUGUUAGCCAUGACUGUGUUCAUGUUGCUUGUGGCAGAUAUCAUGCCAUCAACUUCAGAAGUGAUACCAGUCAUAUCAAUAUACUUUAGUGGUGCGAUUUUUGAGGUUUCACUGGCUCUUCUCGCCACGUGCUUCAUUCUCAAGUGCCAUUUUCACGAUCCUGCUUCAUCAGACAUGCCAGUUUGGAUUCGACACAUUGUCUUCAAUUGGAUGGCACAAUUACUCCGUGUUAAAGUCCCUCGCCAUAGAAAACAGGACAUACAAGAACUAGGUGAUGUUACUUUUCUGCGCAGAAAUAAAAUUGCAAUGGAGUACAGAGUAAAUGAAAAAACCAAGAUUGAGAACGCUUCCACAUACAAAGCUUCAUCCCCAGACCACAGCCUGGCUACACGCCAUAACGAUAUUCACUCACUUGUCAAACGGAUUUCUCAUUCAAAAGUCUUAAAAGGAAAUUAUAAAUCAGGGCCUGGACUAAGGGAGCAGGAAUCUAUCCCGAGAAUGUCCGUCUCGCAGGUGGAAGAUUGGUGCAUACAAUCCAGCGAUGUGAGUCUAAGCAGUAAUGAAGAUCAUGGAGUAGAGCAGCAUAACUCUGAGACGGGAACAGAUGGCGAGGUCAGGAAGCCUUUAAACAACGGCGACAGGCGAAUGGAAGAAAUGCUGAAAAUGCAGGAGAAGCUGCUGGAAUGUGUUCAAAUUCUGACCAAAGAAGUAGCCAAAAACGAAGAUGUGCAGGAAAAAAAAGACGAGUGGAACACGGUGGUCGCUAUUUUGGAUCGUGCUUUUCGUAUGUUAUUUUUAAUUAUGUUCUUUCUGUCUACAUUAACAAUCUUUUAUUUUUCCAUGGUUUAG